AUGGUCGACUCCAUCUCAAAAGGGAAGGGCAAAGCACGCGAAGAGCGUGUCAUUCCUGUGCCAGAUGAACCAUCCAACCCGUACCUCGUCCGUAUAACGUCACAUGGCAAGAUGAACAGCUUCGUAACUUUUGCACUACAAUUUUUUCAGAAACACGACAGCGUGCCGCUUGUCUUCCAUACCCUUCCUGCGUCUUCAUCUAAGAGUGCCGAGCAAAGCAAUGUUGGAACCAGCUCAAGACCUGACCGUGACUCAAAUGGCCUCUCUCCGACGUCCCUGCUUGCCCCUCGUCUCAUCUCCGUCGUCGAGAUCGUCAAGAGAGAGUACCUUAAGGCAAUGGCUGCGGACAAAAUAACCGGCCUUUACCAAUACAACGAGGUGGGGAUUCUCGAAGACCUUCCCGACUAUGCGGCGGCCAGACAAUCCGCAGACCCAGAAGAGGCGCGCGCUCAGAUGAUUGCGGAAAAGUUGAGCGGGAAAAACCACCUCAAAGCGAAGCAGACGCCAUACAUGAAGAUUACUCUGAGUCGUUCACAGCUUCCUGACAUUGGAAGCGCUACAGCCCAGGAGCCGCUCAAGCGAAAGUUGUCCAAAUCCGCGAAAUCCCGAGCAAAGAAAAGAGCGAAGAAGAAUGCAGUUGAAGUUGGUGCUGGCGCUGAGAUAGAUAUGGAGGAUGGAGAUGGGUCGUGA
Messenger RNA from Mycena indigotica, 690 nucleotides. RefSeq lists its product as uncharacterized. The record is from RefSeq and is a predicted model, not a curated record. The coding region runs from base 1 to 690 and encodes 229 amino acids. The transcript is spliced from 4 exons. NCBI's taxonomy places the organism in Eukaryota, Fungi, Basidiomycota, Agaricomycetes, Agaricales, Mycenaceae.